AUGGGAAAGAUUUCACAGGAUCAUUCCAAGUUGGACUCGGAUUCCGUUGCUGAGGCUAUAAGGCUAUUGGUCGAGACUGACCCAUCCAUCAAGGUGAAAUCUAUAAUAGCGGAAGUCCAGUCAAGGUUCAACUAUACCAUCAGUUACCGAAAGAAGAUGCCUGGUUCAAUUGUCCAAAUAGAAACACGACCACUGUACAACGGAAAUGAGGAGGCACAUAGUAUUAGGGCGUUCAGGCAUUGCAAGCCUCUAGUUCAGGUUGACGGCACACACAUAUACGAAAAAUACAAAGGUACACUUCUAGUUGAUGUUGCACAAGAUGGGAACCAGAACAUUGUGCCUGUCGCUUUUGCCUUAGUGGAAGGAGAGACAACUGAUGCGUGGCACUUCUUUCUUAGGAAUCUGCAAAUGCAUGUUGUUAGAAGAGACGGUGUGGGUAUGAUCUCAGACCAACAUGAGUCAAUUCAGGCAGUAGUAAAUCGUUCCGGAGUUGAUUGGCAACCUCCAAGAGCAUGGUGGAUGUUUUGUAUAAGGCACAUCGGCAGCAACUUCUUAAGGGCAUUCAAAAUCCCUCACUUGCAAAAACUUGUUGUCAACAUAGGGUAUUCAAGAACGACGGAAGAGUACAACAUCAACUAUAAGAGGUUGGAAGAGCGAGGCAAGGCAUAUGCCAGGUGGUGCGAUGCCUUUGGAUUCCGACAUUGGGUAUUGGCAUUCAACGAGGGACAUCAAUGGGGCCAUAUGACGACGAACUUUGUCGAGUGCAUUAACUCAGUGUUAAAGGGUGCCCGAAAUCUACUUGUGUUGGCGCUCAUCCGAGCAACAUAUUAUCGGUUAAAUGAAUUUUUUACGCGGAAGAGUAUCGAGACUCAGAACGCAAGCGUGCUGGAUUUACUUACUCCGUAUUUGCACAACAGCGGGUAG
This is a messenger RNA of Arachis stenosperma, 924 nucleotides long. RefSeq lists its product as uncharacterized. The transcript is spliced from 3 exons. NCBI's taxonomy places the organism in Eukaryota, Viridiplantae, Streptophyta, Magnoliopsida, Fabales, Fabaceae. The coding region runs from base 1 to 924 and encodes 307 amino acids. The record is from RefSeq and is a predicted model, not a curated record.